AGGUAAGAAGCAAACACUGAGACCACCUGAGAUCCAAAAUAUAUGUCUUUAAGUCGUAGAGAUCCUCUUGUGGUGGGAAGUGUUGUUGGAGAUGUUCUUGAUCCUUUCACGAGAUUGGUCUCUCUUCGGGUCACUUAUGGCCAAAGAGAGGUUACUAAUGGCUUGGAUCUAAGGCCCUCUCAAGUUCUGAACAAACCAACAGUGGAUAUUGGAGGAGACGACUUCAGAAAUUUCUACACCUUGGUUAUGGUGGAUCCAGAUGUGCCGAGUCCAAGCAACCCUCACCUCCGAGAAUAUCUCCAUUGGUUGGUGACUGAUAUACCUGCCACAACUGGAACGGCCUUUGGCAAUGAGGUGGUGUGCUACGAGAGUCCACGUCCACCCUCGGGAAUUCACCGUAUAGUGUUGGUAUUGUUCCGGCAACUCGGAAGACAAACAGUUUAUGCACCCGGGUGGCGCCAACAGUUCAACACUCGUGAGUUUGCUGAAAUCUACAAUCUUGGUCUCCCUGUGGCUGCAUCUUUCUUCAAUUGCCAGAGGGAGAAUGGCUGUGGAGGAAGAAGAACGUAGAUGCCUACGUACUUACUUUAACUAAAUAAUCCAUUCGCAUAUUGCAAAUCCCUAAUGAGCUACUUAAGCUUUUAAGCAUCUCUACACGUCUAUGUAAUAAGAAAAAUAAAGUGAUGCAUAUGCUGAGAUCGAUAUAAAGUAGUUUAUACUUU
Messenger RNA from Arabidopsis arenosa, 722 nucleotides. The record is from the annotation of a GenBank genome assembly. Lineage: Eukaryota; Viridiplantae; Streptophyta; Magnoliopsida; Brassicales; Brassicaceae.